CACAAUAUUAUCAAAAUUAUUAUUACUAUUAUUUUAUUAUAAUAUUAUUUUUAAAAUUCGAAUUAUAAGCUGAAUUUCUCUGGUUCAAAUUCAAACAAGCCCUAACUCCCUGGCAGGCUUGAAUCUGGUUCUUGCAAAUUCAAUUUCUUAUUUAUUUUAGGAAGUAUGGCGUCUUCAAAUGUUGAGCUAGAGCAACAGCUUAUGGACGCUGGAAAUAGGCUUCUGGAACCUCCUUCGUCAGUUGAUGAACUCCUUGCUCUUCUUGAUCAACUUGAGAAUUGUCUAGCAAGGGUGGAACAGUCGCCUGCAGAAUCCAUUCAAAAGGCGUUUUCUUCAUCACAGAAAGCUUUGCUUGCUGAUCAACUUUUCAAGCACUCAGACAUUGAUGUGAAAGUUUCUGUGGCUUCAUGCAUCAGUGAGAUAACGAGAAUAACUGCACCUGAUGCUCCUUAUGAAGAUGAGCAGAUGAAGGAAGUUUUUCAGCUGAUUGUAUCAUCAUUUGAGAUAUUAUCUGACAAAUCCAGUCGGUCAUAUGCUAAGAUAACAUCAAUUCUUGAAACUGUUGCCAAGGUCAGGUCGUGUGUUGUUAUGUUGGAUCUUGAAUGUGAUGCACUAAUUGUUGAGAUGUUCCAGCGUUUCCUCAAGUCAAUAAGGGAUCAUCAUCCUGAGAAUGUCUUAUCAUCCAUGGAGACAAUAAUGACUCUUGUUAUAGAAGAAAGUGAAGAUAUUUCUGUGGAGCUACUAACCCCAAUCUUAGAAUGUUUAAGAAAGGACAAUGAGGAAGUUCCGCCUAUUGCUCAGAAGUUGGGGGAGAGUGUGCUUGAAGCCUGUGCCGCAAAGGUUAGACCAUACCUACUAGAGGCAGUUCAAUCGACAGGCAUUUCUUUAGAAGAUUAUAGUACAGUCGUUGCUUCUAUCUGCCAGGAGGCCGCUGGUGCUGUUGAACAGAAUGAAGUUUCUAAUGAACAUAAGGUGCACAAAGAGAUUUCCAAAGAGGCUGCUUCUGUUGAACAAAUUGAUCCUGCUAAUGACAGUACAUCCAAGACAGUUGUGAACAAUGGUAUAACACAGACUGAAGAUGACUCUUCAAAAAAGAACAAGCAUGGUCUUCAUAAUGAACAGUCAAAAAGUGUAGAUUCGUUGAACAAUGCUGAACCUGAUAUUUUGGGCACUGAUAAGGUGGUUAAUGCAAAACAUAAGCCUGAACAAACUAGCAAGAGGAGAGGAAGGAAACCUCAUUCUUUGGUGAAAGUGACAGAACCUUCUGACAGUCCUCAUAUUGAUGGGGAAAUGGAAUCUGAGACACAUCUGGAUCUUAAAAGUGGCAGCAAGGACAUUCCAAGUUCACCUCGUGGGGAACAAUUGGUUGAGGGGGCUGUGUCUUCAGAAACUGAAAAAGAAACCAGUAUUAAGAUUUCAUCCCCUAAGGCUACUGAAAGUGAAUCUAGAGAUGCUGUUUCCCCUUCUGCAAGUGGAAGCCUUCCUAAUGAAGGUCUUUCCCAAAGGAGCAGCCGAGCAAAGAGAAAAGAGAGUUUGGUUAAAGAGUCCACACCAUCUACAGAUGAUGUUUCCAGAAAGGCAUCCGAAGGAACAAGUGAUUCAGAAGCAAAACCACAUAAGCAGUUGGGAAAAAAGGUGCUUGCUGGGUCUGGUAAUGAGGAUAAAAUUCCAACUGGAGAAGGUUCUAAAAAAGAAAGCAGCACCUCUAAUGAUUCAGAAGCAAAGCUGCUGAAGUCAGCUAAGAAAGUUGAAGUCAGCAGCAACGAUGGAGAUGGGUUUGCUUUGAAGGUGCCAGAUGAUAAGAGAAGGAAGGAAAAAGCUAUUUCUGGAAAAGAUGCAACAAAAGAGGAUAAAGAAUUGAUUUCUUCACCAAAAUCAGCUGCAAAACUAAUUAAAGAUGAGCUUCGCUCAGAGGACACCCCUAAGACAAAUUCAAAGAGGAAGCGGACACCUGGCAAAGAAAAGGCAACUGAUACUGAGGAAUUUGGUGGGAAUCUUGUUGGUUCAAGGGUCAAAGUAUGGUGGCCGUUAGAUCAAAUGUUUUAUGAAGGUGUUAUUAAUUCAUUUGAUCCUGCUAAGAAGAAGCACAAGGUUUUAUAUGAAGAUGGUGAUAUAGAGACUCUGAAUCUUAGAAGAGAGAAAUGGGAGCUCAUUGAUGGCGAUUCUGACUCUGUUGAGGAACAACCAGCUGAUACCCCAAGUCAUGAUACUUCCUCUGAAACACCGCAGAAGAAAAAAGUGAAAACGAGUUCUGAUCUGUCUACUAAGCAAGGAAAGAUUGAAGCUUCAUCAAAGAGGGGUGAAGGGGUUUCCUCUAGCAAAUCCAAAGGUGCAUCCUUGAGAUCUGCUCGUAAAUCCAAGGAGGAAGGUAAAGUUGAUGGCAAAUCCAAAGAUGGUUCUAAGAGUGCUACUAAAUUAGAGAAUGACAACAAUAGCAAAAUUAAGGAUCAUGCAUCAAAAAGCGGUGGUAAAUCAGUUGAUGUUUCACCAAAGUCGGCAAGCAAAUCCAGGGAGGGUGUCUCUGGCUCACCCAAAAUAUCCAAAUCCAAGCAAGACAGCUCCCCACAAACUGGCGGCAAGUCCAAGCAAGACUCCUCACUGCAGACUGGUGGCAAGUCCAAGCAAGACUCCUCCCCACAGACUGGCGGCAAGUCCAAGCAAGACUCCUCCCCGCAGACCGGCGGAAAGUCCAAGCAAGACAUGUCCCCGCAGACUGGGGGCAAGUCCAAACUAGAAACUCCUAAGAUAUCUUUCAAUGCAAAGACUAAGCCCCAAAAAUUGUUGUGAAAUCUAACGCUAAUGGCAAAUCAAAACCCAGUUCAUCAAAGGUGAAAGAGAGCGAGGAUAUAAAGAAUUCAGCUGAUUCUGACAAAGUGUCAGAAAGUACGAAGGGUAAUUCACCAAGUCCAUCCAAGACACAAGGAAGCGAGGUGAAUCCUGGGAAAAAGCGACGCAGAGGAUCUAGAAGUUGAUUUUCUAAAGCUAUCAUCCAUGUCCAAGUGCUGCACUCACAGUAAACCAUUGCAUUUGGUUUUUGUUAUAAUCUGUGAGACGACAACCUGGUCAUGGCUAGCCUUGUGACAUCCACAGUUAGUCUAGUUUAUAGGCUUAGUUAGUUUUUUAUGCUUCUAUUUUUGUCUCUAAAUUGGAACAUUUUCAAAUGCUGCCCAAGCCACAGUAGUUUACAUUGGAUUAGCUCUGUUAAAGGAACUACUUUUUAUUGAUAGCGUAAUAGAUUCAGAAACUUUCUCUAGGCAAA
Molecule: messenger RNA, 3259 nt
Organism: Mangifera indica (mango)
Lineage: Eukaryota; Viridiplantae; Streptophyta; Magnoliopsida; Sapindales; Anacardiaceae
Product: dentin sialophosphoprotein-like
Biological process (GO): mitotic sister chromatid cohesion; DNA repair
Cellular component (GO): chromatin; nucleus
Source: RefSeq, a predicted model, not a curated record